AUGGCUGGAGCUCCAGGGCUGCCGGGCCCUGCGGUGGGACGAGAGCGGGCUGUGAGGGCAAAGCGGGCCCAGGCGGCUGCUCUGCAAGGGGGCUGGCUCAGCCCCUCUGCUGUCUGCGCUGGGCACGUCCCUGCUGGCUCCUCGCUCCCCGUCUCGCUGUACCUUGGGAGGUACGAGACAGCCUCGAAGAUGGAGCAGUUCCUGACGCGGUUCCUGCUGCGGGAAACCAUGCACCAGCUGCAGUCCCUGCAGGCAUCCCUCGAGUGCGCCGUGGACACGGUGGAGGAGCAGGCGGGACGGGAGAGAAAGGAGAUCAAGAAACCGGAGACUUCGGUCGGCCCGAGGUCAGGGCGGCGGUGUGGGCGCAGGGGACAGAAGAACAUCUGCCUGUCCCCAGCAGACCCCUACUCUGGGAUGCUGACCACAGGUGUUUGUGUCGAGGACAACAGCCAGUGGAUGGCUCAGAUCAACAGGCUCCAGCAGAUCAUCGAGAAGCUAGAGUGCAAGAGCCCGCGCCUGGAGCCGCUGAAGGAGGAAGCCAUGUGCAAAGGAGAGGAUGCACACAUCCUGGUGGCCAAGAGGCAGAUCUCGGUGGCCACGAGCGGCAUCGAGGAGUUCCGGCAGGCGUUCCGCUCCUACACCGAGGGCACGGCCGGGCACAGCAGCUGCCUGCAUGUCUCUGCCUGCAAGCUGACGGACGAGGCCUGCUUCAUCCUGUACGAGUUCUGGCAGGACGUGACCUCCUGGAGAAGCCACUUGCAGUCCAGCUGCAGCAAGACUUUCCAGCAGUCCAUCCUCAGCUUGCUGGAGUCCCCGGAGCUGCUGACCACCAUGCUCUUCCCAGCUUCCUGGUGGAUCAUGAACAACAACUGACCCGGGGCAGCGUCUCCAGGACCCAUCAGCAUGCAGGAGGACCUGGAGCCCUGGGCACAGCCUUUGUCCCCUUUGUCACCUCCCUGUCCCUCCAUUCCCUCCUGUGGCCUCUGCCCGGCCAGUGUUUUGCUCCUUUGCUCUUCUCAUGUUAAUUUAUUUCUCUAUCCUGCUCCUAA
Lonchura striata (white-rumped munia) is the source of this 1049-nucleotide messenger RNA. Lineage: Eukaryota; Metazoa; Chordata; Aves; Passeriformes; Estrildidae. The record is from RefSeq and is a predicted model, not a curated record.